Molecule: messenger RNA, 4256 nt
Organism: Spirodela intermedia
Lineage: Eukaryota; Viridiplantae; Streptophyta; Magnoliopsida; Alismatales; Araceae
Source: the annotation of a GenBank genome assembly
AUGAGGGCGGCGAGGGUUUUGCCGUGGUUUCUCUGUCUGUGCGUUGUAUCGAGAUAUCCUGUGAGUUGUAGUUCUCUUCUGUUCCUUCCUCCUCGUCCAUCCUGCUCGUGGAUUAUAACUUUCGUUUCUGCGUUCUUUGAGAUCGGGAAGAUUGAGCUCGCUUCUCACAGUCAGUCGUAUUUGAUUUUCAGAUCCACUGCGGCGCUCAAACGUGCCCAGCAGACUUGCAGACAGAAUGCGGUGAUCCUUCAAGUAUGAGUGAGAAUUUCAACGUGGAUCAUGCUUCACUCGAUCCCCUUUGAGAGUCCCAUGAUCACCUGAUCCCGAAUCGCAAAUCUCUGACGGAUUCCCUGCGUCAGGGCCCAAAGAGCAAAAACCCGAUGUCAUACAGAUGGUACAACGCGGAAGAAGAGAUCCUCGGGAAGAAGAUGAAGGUCUGCCGACGGAUCAUAAUAUAUUGUCAUGUCUGAUCAUAAUAUAUGUAUAAAUAUAUGUAGAUUCUUAGUGUUCUUUGGUUUAGGAUUGGAUGAGGUUCAGUGUCGCAUUUUGGCACACCUUCCGUGGGACAGGAGCUGAUCCCUUUGGUGCCCCGACCAAGUUGUGGCCAUGGGAGGACGGAACCAAUUCAUUAGCCAUGGCCAAACGGAGAAGUAAGGAGGGAGAAACCUAUCUUCUAUCGCUUACUAAACUGAGUCCAGGAUAAUGAUUUUUAUUCCUGUUGUAUCUCGAAUCAGUGAGGGCCAACUUUGAGUUCAUCAACAAGUUGGGGGUUGACCGGUGGUGCUUCCAUGACAGGGACAUUGCCCCAGAUGCCAAAACCCUAGCUGUAAGUUCCUCGACUCUCCCUACACGUUUCCCAAGUGAUCUGCUUGUGCUUGUUGUGAUACUAUACUGUCCUUUGAAUCAUUAGAACCGAGGGAGGGCUAAUUCUCUUUGCUAUCUUAUGUUCUUAUGUGCCAUUAACUUAUUAGAAACCUUGAGCGAUGCCAAAUAACGUAAUUCAGUGAGGUCUAUUAUUUUCGGCGCUGAUUGAAUCAUCAAUGUGAUGGGUAUAUCAGGAAACGAAUGCGAACUUGGAUGAACUCGCUGCUCUUGCAAAAGAGCUCCAGGUUAGAUUAAUCAAUCAGAAAUUAUCCCUGUCUUGGUAAAAAAAAAAAAAAAAAAAACAGCAAGAACUUCACACAUGUGUGUUUUUUAUGGUUCUUCAGGGAUCGAAGAUCCGACCUCUGUGGGGGACAGCCCAGCUCUUUAUGCACCCCCGCUAUAUGCACGGAGCUGCAACGAGGUGUUUUAUCUUUUCUUUCCAAUUCCUUGAGAUAAUUUAAAUUUUUUCCGUGGUUUGACCUUUUUCUAAAUUUCUUUUCUUGAUCCUCUUUCCUUGACUUUGCAGUCCUGAGGUGGGGGUCUAUGCGUAUGCUGCAGCUCAGGUCAAGAAAGCUAUGGAGGUUGGUGUUCAACGAAUGAUAUGUCUUCUCUUGGUUCUGUAUGUCAUCAUACAUUCUGUGUGGUGACGACGCCCAGGUGACCCACUUUCUUGGAGGGGAAAAUUUUGUCUUCUGGGGUGGUCGAGAAGGGUAUCAGACUCUAUUGAACACCGACAUGAAGAGAGAGUUGGAUCACAUGGUUAGAUCAGACCUCGGCAUCUGAUAGUUCUUCUAUUUUUCUUAAAAAUAACAAUUAACAAUAUCAAUCUGACUUGUACAACCCUGCAGGCUGCAUUCCUUAGAGGGGCUGCAGACUGGAAGAAGAAGAUUGGAUUCAAUGGUAUGAAUUUACUCCAAUCCAUGAGGGUACUAUGAAGACUAGGCCAUCAAUGAAUCAGCAAUCAUGCGUACAACCGAUCUCGAUCUCUUCAUGUCAUGGAGAAUGAUCGAAUUAACUUUAUUUAUUUUUCAGGGACGCUUCUUAUAGAACCCAAGCCACAAGAACCAACAAAGCAUCAGUAGGUUUCGCCUGUUACAUUGGGUAGGAAGAUAUCCGAUCUCAUUUCUUCUUGUUCUCUCAUCUCUUCCGAUCGCCAUGGCAGGUAUGACUGGGAUGCUGCAACAACAAUGUCUUUUCUCCAGAAAUAUGGCCUCAUAGGUGAAGUUAUUUUUCGGUUCUAUAUCUAUGUUUUGCAUGUAUACCAUGUUUCAUGUUUAUGAAAAUUUUGUGGGUCAGUUUUUUUUCCCUUGAUCUCAGCGAAAGGGGUUUUUUUUUUCUUCUUACAGAUUGUGCAACCACAUGGGGUUUGACUUAAUUCGCUGAGUUAUUGUGCACUAAAUAAUUUCAUAAUGAAUUUUUCAUUAGCAUCAAUAGGAUACUUUCUAUAAGCUGAUCCACAACAUCACGUCUUCAGAGAAGUUUCAAAUCAGAUGUCAUGGAACGUCAUCAAUGCAUCAGCUGGAUCAAUUUGACACCUUUUCUUCAGAGAAUGUCAUAAGAGCUUCCAUAAUGGAAUAGAGCAGAUUUCAUAAAAAGUCAACUAGCUCGGUGCUCCUUCCGAGGACAUGAUCCUUCUCUCAAAACUGACUCAAGUUUUCAAGGGCAUCCCCAUGAACUCUCCCAUGGUCCAUUCUUCUCACUGCAUGGACGCGUAUCCAACAUAUGCUCCACGUUGGAUUUCUCCCAAGGAAAAAUUAUCUAAAUCAGGACUGAUGGAGGCUAGCUUCAUCCGUGAUCUUAUGCUAUGAAUCCUUGAAUGUGAUCCCUCACUAAGAUGCAGCACUCCCAUUCUGAUGGAUAUCGUGAUUGCCCAGUCUGGCAGAUAAUAGUGUAUAUGCACAUACAUACAUGCAUACAUGCAUACAUGCAUACAUGCAUAUCUAUAUAUAUAUAUAUAUAUAUAUAUAUGUAUAUAGUGGUUUGGGUAUGGUUUUUUUUCCAUUUCUCUGCCUCCGGAUCAAUCUUUCAUUAUAUUGAUCGUGAGGCGUCCAAUUUCCCCUCUAUUCAGACGAAUUCAAGCUCAACAUCGAGUGCAACCAUGCUACCCUGUCUGGUCACAGGUGUGUAUUAUUUAUUUAUUUAUUUAUUGUCCUGAUUUAGGAUAGUUGGGGGUCUACUAAACGAGCAUGAACCUAGAAUGUCGGUACAUACCUGAUUUAUUUUUCUAUCAUCGAAGCUGCCACCAUGAGCUCGAGACCGCCCGAAUCAAUGGCUUAUUAGGUAAUAUCGAUGCAAAUACCGGGGACCCUCAGAUAGGUAUGCUGGGUUAUUUUUCUUCAUGUCAUUCUGAGGGAUCUGGGUCCUUGUCCACGUCAUUCUGAAGCUGAGCGUUGACCCAGGCUGGGACACCGACCAGUUCCUCACCGACAUUGGAGAAGCAACCCUGGUUAUGCUGAGCGUGGUCAGAAAUGUAAGAAGAAGAUGACCUUGGAGCUAAUUACUCUGCGUAUUAUUCUAUAGAGCCCUGUAUUAUACAUGGGCUGAGGCUUCUCUGGGGCUUCUCAUUUGUGCAGGGAGGGCUCGCACCUGGCGGCUUCAACUUUGACGCCAAGCUGUCAGUAUUCUCAUAUAUAUAUAUUUUCAAGAUCUCUUUAGAUUUUUCUUGGAAAAGUCAACGGGGCAGUGACUCCGGUUGGGCCCGGAGUCACUGCCUGGGUUGGUUCCUGGUUUUGAAGUGGUCGGGGGCGCCGGCCACGUUGCCAGGGAUGGGUCCCACCUGAAGCCCGUUUUAUGGGCUUUUGUGAGGCCCCAAUGCGACCCAUUAACACUCCGUGGGCAAUGCUGCAGGAGGAGAGAGAGCACCGACGUGGAGGACCUGUUCCUGGCCCACAUCUCCGGGAUGGACACCCUGGCCCGUGGACUUCGGAAUGUCGCCAAGCUGAUCGAGGUAUUUCUUAUCUGGGAAAAAAAAAAAAAAGAUUGCUCCAUUUUUUCCAGGUUCUUCCUCCCCUGAUUUUAUGGAAAAUCCUCAGGAUGGCUCUCUGGGUGAGCUCGUCAAGAGACGCUACCAUAGUUUUGACACAGAGUUCGGAGCCCAGAUCGAGGUACCACUCCCCCCACGCUAGGGCUCCUCUUCCCUCGUUGACUUCUAGGAUUUGACCUCCUGUUGAUGGGAUUACCAGGGCGGGAAGGUUGACUUUGAGACUCUCGAGAAGAAGGCCAUGGAGUGGGGCGAGCCGGUUGUCCCCUCGGGCAAGCAGGUACGGAGAAGAUGAGCUGAUUCCUCCUGGUUCUCCUCCUCUCCCUUGCAUCCGUUCUCAAAGGAUGUGUAAUUCUACUCGUUUUAUGCCUCGCAGGAACUGGCGGAGAUCAUAUUUCAAUCUGCUCUGUAG